Messenger RNA from Ceutorhynchus assimilis (cabbage seed weevil), 1600 nucleotides. Lineage: Eukaryota; Metazoa; Arthropoda; Insecta; Coleoptera; Curculionidae. The record is from the annotation of a GenBank genome assembly.
GGAUUAUUUUUUUAAUAUUCAUAGAGCGUUUUCUAAUGAUGGCCGUCUCUCGCUUGAUGGAAUUUACUUGGGAUUACAUGAUAGUCAUUAAAGAUCCCACAAGAUACAAAUCCUGGUGUAUGUUAAACGAAAAAGAAAGACUUGACAAAAUGAUUGGCAAAAUUCCUUGGUACAAUACUAGUGAAGUUGAUGGAGGACCAAGAUAUGAAUGGACACAGGAAAACAGUCGUUAUCUUAACAAUAUUCAGCUUGUGGGUACCCUUUUAUCCACAGUACCGGCUGGAGUAUUAGCUGAAAAUAUAGGUCCUUACUAUUUGCUACUUUAUGCUACGCCAGUAGUUGGUAUUUUAAACUCACUAAGAGUUCUUUUUUUAUCUAUGGAUUGGAUUCCGUUAUUUAUAUCUGAGUUAUUUAUUGGAAUGCAUUUGGGUUUGAUAUAUCCUGCGCUGUUUGUAUGGAUUGCAAGGUGGGCCCGACCACAAGAAAUAGGCAUAUUUGUAGCAUCGAAUAUUGGAAACGGACUUGCAGCAGCUAUUUCCGAUUUACUUCUUAGAUACCUAUCACCAACAAUUGGCUGGCGCUCAUUUUACUAUAGUCUCUCUGGUAUCAUAUUUCUUUUUGUAGGGCUUUUGUGGUUUUUAGGAUCAAACUCUCCAGAAACCCAUAAUCGAAUAUCAGCAAGAGAAAUUUAUCACAUUAAAACAUCACAGAGAGGAAAAGUGACGCCUACAAAAACAAUUCCACCCUAUGGCCGCAUUUUAACGUCUACAGCUUUUUGGGCCGUGAAUAUUUUAUGCUUUGGGACUAUUUGUAGUGAUACUUUUUUUGAGUGGAUAAUUGGGGAAUUUUUGUUCCAUGUAUUAGGUAUAACGUUGCGGUUGGUGGAGUUAUUGGAAUUUUUGCCUUAUUUGUGUAAAAUCACUGGUUCAAUAAUUGUAACCUGCUUGGCUGAUUUUCUAAGAAGCAAAGAAAUUUCCAAUGAUACAACCAUAGCAAGAUUAUACGCAGUUUUCUCACACAUUGUUCCAGGUUGUGCUAUAAUAUUUCUCAGUAUGGUGCGAUGCCAUGAAAACCUUGCAAUAAUUUUCUUUUUUGUUGCAUACACUUUAUCUUGUUGCAAUUAUAUUAGUGUUUAUAGAGUUAUUAUUGAUAUUGCUCCUAAUUAUGCUGGAACGAUUUAUGGAAUGGUACGUGUAUGGAAUUGUAUUGCAAAAAUAGUUAUACCUCAAUGUUAUGAAUUCAUAUUAACAUUGGAUAAUGGUAUAAUUGGUUGGUGCUUGGUGUUUUUACUAGGCGGAGGUUGCGUAUUAGGUACAGGUGUAAUUUUCUUGUUUUUUGGCCAGGGAAGAUGUCAAUGGUGGAAUUUAAAGUCUGCAGAUCGGCUGAAAACUUUCCAAUACAGAAACCCCGAUGAGCCAUCCUCUAGUGCAGGAUCUUCGAUCCAAGCACAAUGAUCAAAUAGAGGUAGCUGGAAAUAUAAGAACUUCUUAUAUAAUUUGAUGAACAUUUUGAGUAGUUCAAAUUAUUUAUGUCUGUUUAUUGUUCAACUAUGUUGUUUUAAUGCUUUUUACUAUUUUUGAGAGCAAUAUCUAGUUUAUAA